Molecule: messenger RNA, 522 nt
Organism: Cooperia oncophora
Lineage: Eukaryota; Metazoa; Nematoda; Chromadorea; Rhabditida; Trichostrongylidae
Source: the annotation of a GenBank genome assembly
AUGUUCUUAGCGCACGCUUCGCCUUUUGGUCUAUCAGAAAGCAGAGGCGACUCGAUACCAAAUUACGUUAUCUCUGCUGCUUUGGAAAACUCUGUAUCGCUGAAGAAAAAGAGGCACAGUAAGAAGAAGAGUGAGGAGAAGCUGAAGGAAGUUAGCUCGAAUAUCCCAAAGAAAACUGCAUCAACUGCUGCUCCAGGGACCGAGUUAAAUGGUAGAACGCUACUCGAAGAAGUCCAGAAGAAGGUACGUACGGGUAAAGUACCAGUUAAUGAGGUGAUGGGCCGCGGGUAUGGCCAAGCGGGUACGUUGAAGUCGCAAUCGAAUGCAACCAUUGGACGGACAAUAUUGCAACGCCUGGUUGGCAAUAAUGUCGAUCCAGAAGCAAUCUUCAGUGCAGCCUUACGUCAGAUGCCUCAAGUGCCAGGAUUUCCAUCGAUAAGUAAGUUUUGCGUAAAUCCUAUUUGGUGUACUUGUAAGGUCAUUUAUGGGCAUCAGAGAGGGUUUGGUCGGUCAUCAAUCUGA